Cryptomeria japonica (Japanese cedar) is the source of this 1947-nucleotide messenger RNA. RefSeq lists its product as uncharacterized. The record is from RefSeq and is a predicted model, not a curated record. Lineage: Eukaryota; Viridiplantae; Streptophyta; Pinopsida; Cupressales; Cupressaceae. The transcript has a single exon. Bases 29 to 1594 code for a protein of 521 amino acids.
CACAUUAAGAUUUAGUGGUACUCCAGUUAUGGAGUUUACAGAUCUUGAAGGGCGGGUAUCACCUCAAACAUACUUUGACAGAUUUUUAGCCUCUCUAAAAUAUGAUUCAAUAGAUUUGGGAUGGGUCGGAGGUGGCAGUAUCGGAGAAGAGACAUGUGAUUUUUUUGUUUUGCUGGUUUGGGGUUUAUUCUCACUUCCUGACUCCGAUUACAAGCAGGUAUUUAAAUUUUUAAUACCUGUUCUUAGUCGGAGAGGCAUACUUGAUCCUGAUCAAUAUACAUUGUCAAGAGUAGGAGGAGAAAUAUUUGAACCCCAGGGAUACAUUCAGAAUCUAAUAGGUGCUGAGCAAACUGCUCACCCGCAAUACAAAUUGCCAGGAGUCCUACGAUUUUCCUUGUUACAAUCUCUAUUAGAAAUAGAAGGACGCAUAAUUGAACCCCCAGACUACACGAAUUUAUACAACUCUCUGGUGUCUGCUGCGUGUUCUUCAUUUACUUCUUCCAUCAAAGAGAUCGGGCUUGGCAAAGAAGAACCUAAUGCAAGCAUGCGCUUUUCAUGCUCCAAAAUUCUUGGGCAAGCACAACAAAAAGCUUUCUCACUCCUUGGGCUUGCCGGCACACAUCGUUUAGUGAAUCUUUCGGCUUCUUGUCUCAUCGCAGGAUCAUGGCAUUCACCAGUGGGGUUCUCCAAGGAGUAUCGAUCCAUCUUUAGAGUUACAUACAACUCAAACAUUGGGGGAUUCUGGAAAAUUACGUCAUAUUCUCCACUGCUCGCCAUGGAAACCAGCAGCGCAUCUCCAAUCGCCCAAGGACGGCUACAGCGAGCUUUCAGUUGCCACCUGCUACACUGCAUCUUUCAGUUCGCACACGUUGUCAAAAUCUGUCCGCAUUGGAUUGAAGUUUGCCUGCGAAUGGAUAACGUUAGGUGUGAUGUGUCUCUAUUGAAUCCAUUAUUUCCUUGGCAUAUGGAUAUCAUGGAUGGUAUUCUAAAUGAACGACACUUUCCUGCCAAAAUCUGUUUGACAAUUGGCCCUGAGAAUGGAUUUGGCGUCCAUUCUGUUUCCUUGACUCGAUCAUCACAGAAUCCCAUGACAGACAUUGCUAAGGGGAAUACAUAUGAGGCCACAUUCGAACCACCCAAGAAUGUGGGUCUCAAAGCUUCCACUGCAACGACAUCCAUAGUGAAGAUCAACAAUUGGGGUUUUGAGCAGUCAGUCGUCAACUGUAGCGAUGCAAAGAUAGAAUGGACUCUGUAUGACAGCACCACCGAGAAGGAAGUCAUUAACAAUGGGCCUCCAAAAUUUUCAAUGUUGGGUCCCAAAACAUGGUCCAUUGAUAGGUAUUCCAGGGCUUGCAGAGCUUUCACUGCCGAAGGAGGGGUGGUCUUUGCCAAGGAGGAGUAUGGAAAUCCCAUAACAUGGAGGCUCAACAGGGAGUUGGAGGGACAGACGGUGAAAUGGAUUGUUAAAGGUUCCGUCUGGGUAACCUAUUGGCCUAAUACAAUCCGCUCUCGAUGUUCCGAGACUAAACGCCAUGAUUUUUGUCAAGAGUUUGAUCUUACAUUGGCACAAUCUUCUCCAUCUACAAUCACCUGAAUAUUUGAUAUAAGCCAUCCAACACCAAAUCAGGGGAAUUGGCUUCUUCUAAUGGUAUUGGUUGGAACUGCCCCGCUAUUCUAGGGAAAGGGGAUAGUGUCAAUUAAAAACUUUGUUUAGCUGCUUUUUCGUCUUGGAGAGCUUGAUUAGGAGUUUUCUGUUGUAUAUGGCAAUAGCCAUAAAUAGUGAAUGCAUGUUUCCUAUAUUUAGGAAUGCAUUUCGUGAGAUAAAGUGUGAAGAUAGAGUUAGACGAUUGUUAAAUGUUUUAUUUUCUAAAUAGAUUUGUUGUGUUUCUAUUUUGGAAGAUAAAUUUACUAUCUCUCUAUUUGUGGGGCUUUUAUAAAUCUACUCUG